AUGGCUGUGCUUGUGUUCCUGUCCUUGCUGGUGGCGGGUGUUUUGGGGAACGAGUUUAGUGUAUUAAGAUCACCAGGGUCUGUCAUUUUCCGAGAAGGAAACUGGCCUAUACCAGGAGAGCGAAUCCCAGAUGUGGCUGCAUUGUCAAUGGGCUUCUCCGUGAAAGAAGACCUCUCUUGGCCAGGACUUGCAGUGGGAAACCUGUUCCAUCGUCCUCGAGCUACUGUGAUGGUGAUGGUGAAAGGAGUGGACAAGCUGGCUCUACCCCCGAGUAGUGUCAUUUCAUAUCCUUUGGAGAAUGCGGUUCCUUUUAGUCUUGAUAGCGUUGCAAAUUCCAUUCAUUCUUUAUUUUCUGAAGAAACACCCGUAGUUUUGCAGCUGGCUCCUAGUGAGGAAAGAGUGUAUAUGGUGGGGAAGGCAAACUCAGUUUUUGAAGACCUUUCAGUGACAUUACGACAGCUCCGUAAUCGCCUAUUUCAAGAAAACUCUGUCCUCACUUCACUUCCCCUCAAUUCCUUGAGUAGGAACAAUGAAGUUGACCUGCUCUUUCUCUCGGAACUGCAAGUGCUGCAUGAUAUUUCAGGUUUGUUGUCUCGACAUAAGCAUCUAGCCAAGGAUCAUUCUCCUGAUUUAUAUUCACUGGAACUGGCAGGUUUGGAUGAAAUUGGGAAACGUUAUGGGGAGGACUCGGAACAAUUCAGAGAUGCUUCUAGGACCCUUGUUGACUCUCUGCAAAAGUUUGCAGAUGACAUGUACAGUCUUUAUGGCGGAAAUGCAGUGGUAGAGUUGGUGACCAUUAAAUCAUUUGAUACAUCCCUUGUGAGAAAGACAAGGACUAUCCUUGAGGCAAAACAGAUGAAGAGCCCGCCAAGUCCCUAUAACCUUGCCUAUAAGUAUAAUUUUGAGUACUCAGUAGUUUUCAAUAUGGUACUUUGGAUAAUGAUCGCUUUGGCCUUGGCUGUGAUAAUCACCUCCUACAAUAUUUGGAACAUGGAUCCUGGAUAUGAUAGCAUCAUUUAUAGGAUGACAAACCAGAAGAUUCGAAUGGAUUGAACUUUCCUUGUACCCGACAGAGAAAAGGGGUUUGGAAAUUUGCCAUUUUGCUAAAAUAAAUCUUUCAGAGAUUUAAAGUAGAUAGUAUACUUUAAAUUUAUAAAAAAGGAAAUUUUGUUCUCUACUUUGUGUGUGCCUGUGACUUUUUUUAGAGUGAAUUAUAGUAUUGAUGUGAAUCAAAUUGUAUGAUACAGAUUCCAUAAUCUGCUCAAAUAUGAUACAACCAUUAAAUAAUUAUAAUUUCAUUCCAUUUAAUAUUUGGAAAUUUGCACUGAAAUAAAUGUAAAACAUUUAGAUUAGUUUAUAUUAUUUAUGUUGAAAACUGCAUUGAAUUUUAUUAGAAAACCUUAAGGAUGCUCAAUUUCGGGGAGAUAGGUGAAAAUCAUGUUUGGGCCAGUGUAUACAAUGAACCAUUUGUAAAUGUCUCAAUUUGAUGUAACUAUCUGAAAUAAGAGAAGAGGUUUUUAAUCUAGAGAGCCCUAAAAUAUGGAUGUGCUUAUAUAAUUGCUUAAUUUGGAACUAUUCUGAUUGACAGGGGAAAGCUAUUUUUUAACCAUUUGAAAGUUUGGUGAUCCGUAUGAUCUGGUGUGAAUAAUAAAAAUACUACAUUGAUCUAAGAAGAAACUAGCUUUGUAGAGGUAUAGAUGCUUGUAAUUAUAUACACAAAAACAUCUUAGCGGGGGAUUCUUUGGGGCAUGGAUAUAAAAUAUUUUUAUUUCAGUAACUUUUCCCUCUGUUUGUGGUACAACUUCAUUCUAUAGAAUAUUAAGUGGAAGUUUCAGAUACUUUUCAUGUGGAAAUGGACCAAUGUCUAUAAAGAGUGAGAAAUAAAGUUAAUAAUGAUUCCAAA
This is a messenger RNA of Chrysochloris asiatica (Cape golden mole), 1903 nucleotides long. It is a transcript of the gene ATP6AP2, whose product is annotated as ATPase, H+ transporting, lysosomal accessory protein 2. The transcript has 9 exons. Gene Ontology annotation, molecular function: signaling receptor activity. Bases 1 to 1053 code for a protein of 350 amino acids. The record is from RefSeq and is a predicted model, not a curated record. Lineage: Eukaryota; Metazoa; Chordata; Mammalia; Afrosoricida; Chrysochloridae. Gene Ontology annotation, cellular component: membrane; external side of plasma membrane. Gene Ontology annotation, biological process: positive regulation of Wnt signaling pathway.